AUGAGACGCCAUGCACAAAGUAGGACGUGCAUCGACGAUAUUGGUAUUGACAUACUUGUGUCUCAUAUAUUAGUCAGGCUUCCGGCAAGGUGUGUGGGUCAGUGUAGGUGUGUGUGCAGGGAAUGGCUUUCUUUACUAUCGACGCAACAAUUUGCUAUCACGCAUUGUCGCCACAUAUCGACUACUUACGACCAAAAGUUCAUAUUAAUCGGAUCGUUAUCGGGUUACGUUUAUCCUGUUGUUUUUGACCAUUUAAGUCGUUCCUCAAAAAUUGUACUUUCACUUCCAUUCGAACGUUCUUCGUGUCUUGUACGGAUUCUUGCGAGUUUUGAAGGUUUAUUAUGUAUUUGUUUGUGUGAUACUGGUGAGAUGGUUAUUUGGAACCCGCUAACACAGGUGUAUAACAUGGUGGCUAACUCAAAAAUUCGUGGUUUAUGCAACCCACGACUGGAUGCUGUUGCUUUUUAUGUAGAUUCUUCGAAGGGGUACAUGCUUUUACAUUUAAAGCGUUUUGGUGGUAAAAUGUGGCUUUAUAUAUAUUCAUUGAGGCGUCAGUUGUGGCGGAAAGUAGGUUUUCUUGACGAACAAAAGUAUUUCAAAAGGAAGCUUAAAUGGUCUAACGGAACUUUCUGCAAAGGUGUUGUUUAUUUUACGGUUGACUUCAUCAAAAAUCGUUUUCACUCGGGAAGUAUGCUACUUGGUUUUGAUGUGAAGUUGGAAAAAUUUAAUAAGAUACGCUAUCCAAACGUUCCACGUGAUGACUUGGAAGGGCAUUUAUUGCUUAUACAUAACAAUCUGCACAUAUUUCUUACUCACGGGAUGCCUUUUUGGUCAGUAGAUUUGUGGAGGUUGGACGGUGACAGUUGGAUUAAAGUCUGGGUUUUUCCUCCAAUUCGGCCGAUUCUUUUAGGUUGCACGAUUACAUACGUGAUUAGUACUGGCAAGUUUCUUGUCGUAGACGAUUAUGGAGACGUUAAUGAACUAGACAUAACUUUAAGUGGCGAAGAUUGUUACUAUCCUGUGUUAGGUUCCUAUUCGAUGUUGGCAGGCGCGGUAUUUACGGAAACUCUGGUGUCACCAAAUAUGUAG
Messenger RNA from Helianthus annuus (common sunflower), 1089 nucleotides. Its product is annotated as F-box/kelch-repeat protein At3g23880-like. The transcript has a single exon. Gene Ontology annotation, molecular function: protein binding. The coding region runs from base 1 to 1089 and encodes 362 amino acids. Lineage: Eukaryota; Viridiplantae; Streptophyta; Magnoliopsida; Asterales; Asteraceae. The record is from RefSeq and is a predicted model, not a curated record.